AUGGCAGCUAUACCACGGGAGGAGCCUCUAUUGGCUCCCCCAGUAACCUUCUCCGACGACCAAUCCUUCCAAGCCGAAGAAGAAGACGCCCUACUAACCGGCGAACGCGCAGAACGCCGCCACGCAGAACGGCGGGGUUGGAUCUUCUGGAAAGAGAUCGGGCUACUCGCCUGGGCAAUCCUCGCCACGAUCAUCGUCGUCGUUCUCGGCGUAGUCUACCAACACGAACUCUCCAAACCAAACCAUGCCACAAAAGACACCUGGGGACCCGGCGGCAAGCCCUCCGGCAAACGCAACCUCAUCUUCAUGGUCUCGGACGGCAUGGGCCCCGCCAGUCUCUCCAUGACCCGAAGCUUCCGACAGCACACGGAGGGUCUACCGAUCGAUAACACGCUGAUCCUGGAUCAACACUACAUUGGCACGUCUCGGACGCGGUCCUCGUCAAGCUUGGUAACGGAUUCGGCAGCGGGAGCGACUGCGUUCUCGUGCGGCUUCAAGAGCUACAAUGGAGCUAUUUCCGUGCUACCGGAUCAUACUCCCUGUGGAACUGUGUUGGAGGCUGCGUCAUUGGCGGGAUACAAGACUGGUUUGGUUGUUACGACGCGUUUGACGGAUGCGACGCCCGCGUGCUUUGCCUCCCAUGCCAACUUGCGACAGUAUGAGGAUAGCAUUGCGGAACAGGAGAUUGGAGAGAACCCGCUGGGUCGGGUCGUUGAUCUUAUGCUGGGUGGUGGACGGUGCCACUUCGUGCCAAACACGACUACUGGUAGCUGUCGAGCUGACGACCGUGAUAUCGUCGGACUUGCCGCUAAGAACGGGUUCAAGCUUGUGAAUGAUAGGGUUGGGUUUGAUGCGCUCAACGGUGGCACUCAGGCCAAGUUGCCGCUGCUGGGUCUCUUUGCUGAUCGUGAUAUUCCGUACGAGAUUGACCGUCGCACGCAAAAUGAUGUUUACCCGUCAUUGGAGGAGAUGGCUCGUACUGCCUUGACGGCAUUGAGCGAGGCGACCCGAGACAGUGAGCAAGGAUUCUUCUUGAUGAUUGAGGGCUCGCGUAUCGAUCAUGCUGGUCACGGCAAUGAUCCCGCUGCACAGGUACACGAGGUGCUUGCCUUUGAUAAGGCCUUCGCUGCCGUCGUGGACUUUUUGGAGAAGGACUCCACCCCCGGAGUCCUUGUCAGCACAUCUGACCAUGAGACCGGUGGUCUGGCGACUGCCAGACAACUUCACCCGGAUUCUUACCCUUCAUACCUCUGGUAUCCAGGUGUCCUGGCGAAUGCCAGCCACUCCGCAGAGUACACCGCGGCUCAGUUGAAGGAGUACCUUGCUGGAACCGGGGCCAAUGUAGAGGAGUCACAGAAAAAGGCAUAUGUCCGUCAGACUCUUUUGGAAAAGUACCUGGGCAUUACCGAUGCUUCUGAAAAGGAGGUAGAUUCCCUUCUCCACCCGCCGACCGGUAUUUCAACUGGAUACUUGUUUGCCGAUAUUGUUAGCCGUCGCUCGCAAAUCGGUUGGUCCACUCACGGACACUCUGCUGUCGAUGUGAACAUCUACGCAUCUUCUACAAAGGGCGCUUGGCCCUUGGUAGGUAACAAGGAAAACACCGACGUGGGCACUUUCCUUGCCAACUACCUCGAUCUCGAUGUAAACGCCGUCACCAAACGGCUUCAAACCUCCGCCUCCUGGAGUGCAUCUUCAGAUGAGGUCUCUACUCAGGCAGACUACCAGUGGAUGGGACACCCAUCAGGCUCGGACAUAAGCACUGAAAGCCUCGAUGCAUACCAUGGCGACUUUAAGCGAUCUUUGGAAGAUUGUGGAUGUGGCGGGCUCCACUAA
Penicillium verhagenii is the source of this 1833-nucleotide messenger RNA. RefSeq names its product alkaline phosphatase. Gene Ontology annotation, biological process: dephosphorylation. The transcript is spliced from 2 exons. Gene Ontology annotation, molecular function: alkaline phosphatase activity. Bases 1 to 1833 code for a protein of 610 amino acids. Gene Ontology annotation, cellular component: fungal-type vacuole membrane. Lineage: Eukaryota; Fungi; Ascomycota; Eurotiomycetes; Eurotiales; Aspergillaceae. The record is from RefSeq and is a predicted model, not a curated record.